This is a messenger RNA of Dibothriocephalus latus, 1212 nucleotides long. NCBI's taxonomy places the organism in Eukaryota, Metazoa, Platyhelminthes, Cestoda, Diphyllobothriidea, Diphyllobothriidae. The record is from the annotation of a GenBank genome assembly.
AUGCGAUCGCAGGAUGUACCCCUGAGCCGUAACACCUCAGGUGCAAAAGGUCCUCCUGUUGAACUUACACUUCACUCGGUAGCGUCUCGUAUACUUCUGGGCAUAACCCUACCUCUCCUGUUCACACUGACCGUUCUAGUUGUCUAUCAUGUAUGGAGGCGCAUCCAUGGGCGCAGACAAUAUACUACCCAAUUCCCCAAAGUCUAUCCUCACCUUCAGGACUCCGAUGACGUCAUACACCAUUGUCGGUCCAGGUCCGUGGGCCACAUCUGUCAAACCCCGCAUGCCAACGUGCCCUUCUAUGCAAAAAGUCCUACUUAUCGGCCUGUCCGUCGACAUUCCUGCGGCUGGUACGCCUCCACGAGUCCAGCUGAUGCUAGCCUCUGGACCCCCGCCUCCGCCCCGGUCAUGUCCAUGGAGGAGUUGUAUGUGCAACCCAAUGCCCACCUCUUCUUCGGCCAUCCACUCCUUGUCAGCAGGACUCCCCCGUCUGUCCAACGCCAGAGCACAUUGUCUCCCAUAAAGGAACUGAAUGGAGGCGAAGGAUCUGCUGCAAACCAGACGGAUUCAAACGGCUUCCAUUGGUUAAUAAUGGACCUGGGUGCUAUAACAUCGGGGAUAACGGAAAUAAGACUGACCCUUGGCGCGGAAAAGAACGCAUUCGGGGUGGAGGCCAUUGAUGUGUUCACCGCUACGUACCUGCACACCAACCAACUCCACCAGGCCACACAAUCUACGCAUGUAGUAGAUCUUCCCUGGGAUAUGUACGAAUUCUGUAAUAACACGUCGAAUGAAUUUCUCACCCCUUAUGGAGCAGUUGUUCUGUGUUCACCGGCCAAAUCAGGAAAAUGGAUUAUUCUUCGUCGAAAGACAAAAUCCCUCUACGUAUGCCUCCUAGCAAUCUACGUGGAAAGCACAAGCCAUGAAUGCUUUGACGAAGUAGCGGUCUCGCCAGAUGGGUCACCUGCAGUGUCUCCGGGCCGUGUUUUUCGACUGGAACGUCAUGUUACGCAUGGUCAGUGUCGCGAAUCCUGUAUGGAGACGCCGGUCUGCCAGGCCAUUGCAUUUGUACACCGACGCCGGACGGGCAUGUGUUACCUGCUGCAGCAAUUUAACCGAACCGAUGACUCCUCCUCCGCAGACGCCGCCUUCAUUUGCAUGCACGGCAGAAAAUGCAAAAUUGAAGAGAACAUUUGUCACAGAGGUGAGUAG